ACGAGGCGUAAGGACUGCCUUUCUUUCCGUCCGGACUCAUACGUGUCAGUCCUUUUACUCGUUUGAAUCGAGGAAGGCUUGGUAGCAAGCUACCUACGUUGACAAAAAAACGGACCAUGGCACCGAAAAGCAGCAACAAACAGCAGUCUGAAGAGGAUCUUCUGCUCCAAGAUUUCAGCAGGAACCUGUCUGCCAAAUCCUCGGCGUUGUUCUACGGCAAUGCUCUUAUAGUUUCUGCCAUCCCCAUCUGGCUGUUCUGGAGGAUCUGGCACAUGGAUCUGGUCCAGUCGGCUGUCCUGUACAGCGUUAUGACACUCGUCAGCACGUACCUGGUUGCCUUCGCCUACAAAAAUGUCAAAUUUGUCCUUAAGCACAAAGUUGCCCAGAAACGUGAAGAUGCUGUCUCCAAGGAAGUGACCCGGAAGCUGUCUGAGGCUGACAACAGGAAGAUGUCUCGCAAAGAGAAGGACGAAAGGAUCCUGUGGAAGAAAAAUGAGGUGGCCGAUUAUGAAGCCACAACCUUCUCCAUCUUCUACAACAACACCCUCUUCCUGGUUCUCGUCAUCAUUGCCUCCUUCUUCCUGCUGAAGAACUUCAACCCUACAGUGAACUAUAUUCUCUCAAUCAGUGCGUCAUCUGGCCUCAUUGCCUUGCUGUCAACCGGAUCCAAAUGAACGCCUGGAGAGGAUUGUGGGAAAGGGGAUGUGGGGACUGGGCUAGGUUGGAUGGGGUGGGUCACAUGGAGUAUGAGUGGGGGGGGGGAAGAGUUCAUUGAACAAGCUAGUAAAUCUGAACAUUUGGAAAUCAUGAUCACAAACCUAGAGGUUUUUAAGGAUCUAAGCUCUGCUUUUUUCAAUAAAAUGUUAAACUCCAGAA
This is a messenger RNA of Megalops cyprinoides (Indo-Pacific tarpon), 876 nucleotides long. It is a transcript of the gene ssr3, whose product is annotated as signal sequence receptor, gamma. Gene Ontology annotation, cellular component: membrane; endoplasmic reticulum. The coding region runs from base 117 to 674 and encodes 185 amino acids. NCBI's taxonomy places the organism in Eukaryota, Metazoa, Chordata, Actinopteri, Elopiformes, Megalopidae. The transcript has 5 exons. Gene Ontology annotation, biological process: SRP-dependent cotranslational protein targeting to membrane. The record is from RefSeq and is a predicted model, not a curated record.